Pungitius pungitius (ninespine stickleback) is the source of this 2456-nucleotide messenger RNA. RefSeq names its product radial spoke head 10 homolog B (gene rsph10b). Lineage: Eukaryota; Metazoa; Chordata; Actinopteri; Perciformes; Gasterosteidae. The transcript has 15 exons. The record is from RefSeq and is a predicted model, not a curated record. Bases 79 to 2280 code for a protein of 733 amino acids.
UUACCGUUACCAUGGAGACGAUCCCGCCACAAGCGAGAGAUACACAAACAAACGGAUGAAAAGAUUAAAAAAACUACGAUGAACAACCAACGUGGAAAUGAGACAACGCGCGGGCACGUGGAGCAGGUGAGUGAAGUGCGCGCGGAUGUGAACGAAACCCAAACCCAGCCGGAAGAUGAGAGAGACGACAUCCAUGAAAUCCCGACUCUCCUGGGUUUAACCGUCCGAAGAUGUGAAGGAGGAACGUGCGCAGGCUGUCACGGAGAAGGCGUCGUUUAUUUUGAAGGUGGUCAUAUUUACAAGGGGACGUUGUCCAGGGGACUUAUGGAUGGACGCGGUGUCUUCACAGCAGCUGACGGCUUGAAAUACGACGGCGAAUUUGUGUGCAACAUGCCCUCGGGCAGGGGCACCUACACCUGGCCCGAUGGCAGCUCCUACGAGGGGGAGGUGCGCGGGGGCGUGCGGCACGGGACCGGCACGUACCGGUGUGAAGGAGGGUCAUACACGGGCCAGUGGGCCCAGGGGAGGAGGCACGGCCAGGGCGUCGUGUAUUACACGCAGAACAAGACCUCUUGGUACAAUGGCGAUUGGGUGAGGAACACCAGAGAGGGCCGCGGGGUGAGACGCUACCCCUCGGGAAACGUUUACUCCGGGGAGUGGAAGAGCAACCUGAGGCACGGCGAGGGCACCAUGACGUGGCUGAACGUGGGGCAGUGCUACGUCGGCACGUGGCGCGACGGAGUCCAGGUACGAGAGCGCGUAGGCGCCACGAGGCGCGCGGACGGAUCUUGGUGCUGGCAUCGGCGCACCGGGGAUAUCGUUCAGGGUCCUUGUGAAGAGGAGCGGAGGAGGAACCAGACCCACGGCGAGGUGGGCUCCCAGUCAGUGCACGUUGCUUCAAUGCACACUCAAACAUCUGGCAUCACGUGUGCCGCCCCUUGUAAGGACUGGGAUGGUUUUGAGGGCGAGAUGAUGACGCUCGACCUGACCGGUGACACAGCCUCCAGCGCUCUACCCGGUGAGUCCCCUGCAGCACGCCCAACGGCUCCAGCCCCGCGUCCACUCACACGUCCAUCCACCUUCGCAACAGACGUGCCUCUGGACAUCGAGCGUCUCCUGGAGAGGAUCCCCGAGACGGAGCGCAGCGCCGAGCUCAAACAGGUGGAGUUUGCGGUGCUGAGGAGAGCAGCAGAGCUGACGUCUUUGUAUAGUUUCUACAGCGGGCUCGGUCGGGCCCCCUCCCCAGACGACAGCCUCCUGCUGUCCCGCCUGCAGCUGUGGCGCCUCCUCAAAGACUGCAAGGUCCACCAUCACGGCAUCAGCCUGGCGCAGCUGGACCGCUUCGUGGGCGAGGACGCCCCCCCGGCAGAGACCCACUCCCCGUUCGCUCCCAUUCGUCUGCGUAGGCUCCUCAGCUGCCUCGUGAUCGUGGCCUUCCACCUGUACCACGAGGACGCGGCGUCAGAAAAGCACCUGCUGGCCGCCUGCUUUUCUACGCUGAUGACGGACAACAUCCUCCCCAACUACAAGGAGGUCAAAGGCUUCGUGUUCGGGCCGCCGGACCGCGGCGUGGGGGCCGCGAGCUACUGCAAGGAGAGCUGGGACGUCUAUCGGGCCCUCGACAGGGCGAAAGUGACCCCCAGAGGCCGGACCAUGACCUGCCGACACCUGCUGUGGAUGUUCAAGGAUCUCCGCUUGCUGGACUCCAACCUGACCCCAGCGAGACUACUGCAGAUCAUCACUGCAGAGAGCCGGGACUGCGACAACCCGUCCGCCUGUCUGGACAUGGAGAUCACCUUCCUGGAGUUCUUUGAGGUACUUCUGGGCUCCGCUGAGGCGACGUGUCAGCGGGGGCCUGAUGGGCCGGGGGGGGGCAUGUCCUCGCCACCAGGCCCCGAAGCCGAGGCCACCGAGGAUGUAACCCAGGGGGCCUCUCCGCCGAGUUCCCCCAUCGCUCCUGACGUGUGCAGCUCCACGUCGGUGGAGACAAAGUCACGUGAUGCAGCUGAAAUGUCCACUGAUCAGGAUGCUGAGAAACCUCCGUCUGCAGGGCAAAGCAGCGACAAAAAAGAGGAACCAAGCCGAGGAGCUGAGGCACGAGGCUGUGAGGUGGAGCUCUGGAAGCAGACGAUCCAUCGGUUCUUCAGACAGGUCUUCUUCCCGGCGUUUGAACACCACCAGCUGGUGUCCAGGAGAAACGCCGCCGGGAGGAACAGAGACUUCCUGCUGAGGCAAAGGCCCCCCCAGACCAGCAGUGCAUCUACAGCAACACACAGCUAGCGUUUCAGCUUGGUCAGUCGAGUAUUUCGUAAUCAAUGAAUUCUCCAGGCUUGGCCCCUAGAUGGCGUCACAUCACCUUUCUUCCCAGAAGCCCCCAUUCUGCAAUGGGGGCUGAAGACAAACAACUUUUCUGUCCCCGAACUACAGUGACCAAUAAAAUAAAAGCUUUCAUCUUG